Closterium sp. NIES-67 is the source of this 3403-nucleotide messenger RNA. The record is from the annotation of a GenBank genome assembly. NCBI's taxonomy places the organism in Eukaryota, Viridiplantae, Streptophyta, Zygnematophyceae, Desmidiales, Closteriaceae.
AUAUUUCAACUUGCCCACACCAUCCAGAUUCCAGAUUCCAGAGAAAUUCACAGCACACCUUUCGUCAGAAAUUUCCCUCCGCACUGGAGACAGCCUAGGGAUCUCCUGCCUCUUAGAAUCUUCAGGGAACCCCAUUUCCACUUGCCUCUUCGAGUUUCUAGGGAACUCCGUUCUGCUGCUGCUAAUUUUGCUGCUGGAGCUUUUUCGAGCGACGGCAGAUUCUGGGUGCAACUUGGCCGGCAGAUUCUAAAGCUGGGGCAGCUGUUGCGUUCCUCUGCUCUCUCGUCGUGCUUGAGAUUGUUCGGACGAACAUAGUGCUCGCUUGUCCAUUCCUGGCAAUUUUCUCGUGCCACGUCUGACAGAUACUGCUGAAAUGGCCGCGAUGCUGGGUUCCACCCUGUGCUGCAGCAAACAAGCCGUGAGGGUUUUCCCGAGCUUGAAGCCCGCGUUAUCUGGAAAUUCCGUACAAGCUCUUCCCUCUCGUUACAGUCACAAACCUCGCCAGCUGUCAAGCUGCACCAAUCGCAGCCGGCGGCGGGUGGUUCUGGUGGAGGCAUCAUCCCCCAAUCCGUCCCAGAUCUCGUUUGCCGUGGAGAGCCAGCCGACCCUCUUCCAGGCGAUCGACUUCAAGAAGCUCCAGAACGGAAGUGACAUAAGGGGAGUGGCUAUAGUGGGAGUGGAAGGCGAGCCUGUGACACUAACGGAGCCUGCAGCGGAGGCAAUUGGCACGGCCUUUGCUCGGUUCCUGCGGGGAAAGAAGGAGCAGGCAGGGGAGGCGGGUGACCGGCAGCUGAGCGUUUCCAUUGGCCAUGACUCGAGGGUGUCGGCUGAUGUAAUCACGGCAGCAGCAGCAGUGGCGCGUGGGUUAGCAGGCGAGGGCGUGAAGGUGGUUCGGUUCGGUCUGGCGUCCACACCGGCCAUGUUCAGCAGCACAGUCACCCAGGAUGAGAGCCUGCACUGCCCCAAUGACGGUGGCAUCAUGAUCACAGCCAGCCACCUCCCUUUCAACCGUAAUGGGCUCAAGUUCUUCACCGCAAAGGGCGGCGCCAACAAGGCGGAUAUCGCCACUAUCCUGGCUUCCGCCGCCCAGAUCUACGCGUCCAUGUCAGCAGAAUCCGUGCGUGCCAAUCAGGAGAAGGCGGAGAAGCAGACAGUGCUUGUGGAUUAUAUGAAGAGAUAUGCGGCGGAUCUGGUCGAUGCCGUGCGGAAGGCUGCUAAAGCUGGAGAUCGUCCGUUGGAGGGUUACCACAUCGUUGUGGACGCUGGUAACGGAGCAGGGGGCUUCUUCGCUGGCGGAGUGCUGGAGCCUUUGGGAGCCAACACUGCUGGCAGCCAGUUCCUUGAACCAGACGGCCUGUUCCCGAACCACAUUCCGAACCCGGAGGACAAGGCAGCCAUGGAGGCGAUCACAGCAGCGGUCCUGAGAGAGAAGGCGGACCUUGGGAUCAUCUUUGACACUGACGUGGACAGGGCAGCCGCCGUUGAUUCGUCCGGCAAGGAGAUCAAUCGCAACCGUCUGAUCGCGCUCAUCGCAGCCAUAGUGCUUGAGGAGCACCCAGGCACCACUAUAGUCACCGACAGUGUCACAUCCGAUGGGCUGACCACAUUCAUUGAAUCUAAGCUCGGAGGCAAGCACCUUCGGUUCAAGCGGGGCUACAAGAACGUCAUUGACGAGGGCGUCAGGCUGAAUUCGGUGGGUGAGGAGUGCCAUCUGGCAAUGGAGACGAGCGGGCAUGGAGCUCUCAAGGAGAACAGAUGGCUUGAUGAUGGCGCCUACCUCAUGGUGAAGCUGCUGGUCAAAUUGGCAUCCGCAGCAGCCAAGGGAGAGGCGAAGGGCAGCGCCGUGCUGACGCGCAUGAUAGAGGACCUGCAGGAGGCGGAUGAGGCCACGGAGGUUCGGCUCCGGAUCAACCAGGACCAUGCUGACGUGGCACCCAUAGGGUUCCGUGCAUAUGGGGAGAAGGUUCUAGAGGCGCUCACUGCCACGGUGGAGGGUGAUGCUGCGCUGUCCAAGGCUCCGGUCAACUACGAGGGGGUGCGGGUGUCUGGGUUCGGUGGAUGGUUCCUCCUGCGCCUGUCUCUCCACGACCCUGUCUUGCCACUCAAUAUCGAGGGUCCUUCCAAGGCGGCCACUAGGAGGCUGGCAGAGGCUGUCGUGUCCGUGACCUCACAAUUCCCGGCUCUGGAGAUAUCUGCCCUUCAGAAGUACAUCGACGCCUGCAACCAGAAUUGAAAAUGAGACGUGUGAGGUCCAGAUGAGUUAUUUUGGGGCAGAUUUUGAAUCUUCUGGACGGCAUGUGCUGCGGCUGCAGCAUGGAGCUGGAGUAGUGGUGGUUAUAGUAUUAGAGUGUUCACAAGUUAUGUGUAAAAGUAGGAGCUAGCAACACAGUUUCUAUCGCGCAUGUUUUCUUCAGUUGUCCCGUAUGAACGCACUAAGCACGAAACGUCGGGUCUACCGUUGGCGCGAAUUUCCGAUUCGUGGCUGUCAAACAUCCCAUGAAGUCCGGAGGUCUCGCCCCGUUAUUGUGACAUGCGCAGAUGUGCUUGCGUGGCUCCUGCCGCGAAACUGUGGUAACCCGUAAGGGAAUCUCCGGGACAACGACGAAGGUCGCCUGAAGUGACGAAGAUUUUCGUGUAAAAUCAGACCAAUCAGAUGACUAAACCAGCGCGUUAACCGUCGUAGAACCUUGAAGUUGUCGGAUGAUCGGAUCACGCCACUCCGCCCGGCCCAAAGUACUGAGUGGUCUACAAUAGCAGCCAUUGUAGACUUGGAUGUCAAAUUGUACUUAGCGGCUGGUCAGUGGCCAUUCACGAACUAGCUCAUUUUUGCGAAGCCUGGUCAUUAGUGUGCUCGUGAAGGCUCGCACGCGAGAGACGCUAUCGACUCUAGCGAAAGACAGUGGGACCUGAUCGCACACUCGCAGAAGCCGUUCAGGAGCAAAUCAUUUGUGUGUACUCGCCGUCAGAUGUCGCGAGUAUGUCAUUCGAUCGGCACUUAAGGAGGGUUUCGAUCGGCCGGUGACUGAGUUAAUCUGCACAUCGAAGCUUCGUGGUCGCUGCUGUUGAUGCAGAUUGAGCUGACCAGCGAGCUGUUGAUGCUGAUCUGGCCGAUGAUGACAGCUUUCAAGGUUCUGACAUCACCCGUCGACACCACCAGGCUACUCCGACUGAUCCGCGGUAGCAGCAUCUGCAGUAGUAGCACCUGCAACCCUCCGCAGUGCACCUGCACGUUAUCCGCAACAAUCGUCCACUGUAGCAGGCAAUGCACGGCACAUUGCAGUGAAUCAGCUUAUAACGGAGAGCCGCACCGACCAGCGACCUCCGUAGCAGCCGAAUCUCUUCGUUAUAUUCCCGCCCGGAAUUCGUUACCGUCAAUCCCGCGAAGCCCAGGUGUACCACCGCA